CAACACAGAACACCUUCACCCAGCUGCUCUUUUAGCUGUGGUCCCACAAGUAUCCUGUCCUCAAGCUAAACGGGAAACAAUCGACCCAAAAACAUCUACACCGGCCUCCUGGCUGUGCCUGUGGCCCCAGCCCCGUGUGGGACCCCGUCUACAGCCCCACCAGACUACAGAGGCUCAGAGAGAGAUUUUAAGUUUCGUCGGUAGUCAGCCCAACUCAGCAGUCUAGAGUUCCCCCAGAGAAUAUUUGGAAACAUUCAUCUUUCCAGUUCUGCUUCCUGGAAUGGCUAGCCUGCUUCACCAAGCAAAGAAAGAAAAAUGUUUUGAGAGGAAAAGAACCAAAUUCAUUGCCUGUGAUUUUCUGACCGAAUGGUUAUACAAUCAAAAUCCAAAGAGGAUAGGGGAGACAUUCACAGAAUUCUUCUCCAUUCCAUUUGUGGAAGAGUGGCUGAAACUGCACCCACGGCCGGUGAUCCCACUCUCCCUCCUGCUGACAGACUCGGCAGCAGCGCUCUGCAUUCAGUCCUUCUGGAGAGCCUAUCUGGUUCGCUGUGAUCCUGAGAUUCAAGAAUUGCGUCAGUGGCAGAAGAAACUGCGUGAGGACAAGCACAUCCGCCAGCGAGUCCAAAUUUUCUGGGCCAAGCAAGAGCAGAAAGUAAAGUGCAAAAUGGAGGAUGAAGAAGAGGCUGCAGCUAAGACUCCACAACCUUAACAGCUGUCGAUAUCUUUCCCCUCUUUGCUCCAAUUAUCCCACUCGAGGAAA
This is a messenger RNA of Kogia breviceps (pygmy sperm whale), 760 nucleotides long. NCBI's taxonomy places the organism in Eukaryota, Metazoa, Chordata, Mammalia, Artiodactyla, Physeteridae. The record is from RefSeq and is a predicted model, not a curated record.